AUGGCUCCUAUCCAGCCAACACAUUCAGGGCCACCGGCGGCUUCAGUUCCAGAAGUACAAUCACGGCCAUUGCAACGGCGGUGGAGAAAAAGGCACCUAGAGCCCAAGAGGCGGGUCAUCGAGGCAAAGAGGGUGUGUCUGGACCAGGAGGGACCCGUCAGCCCAGAACUAGGCACACCCAACUCAGGACACCUUCCCUGUCGGUCCGACGAAGAGGAAGGGAGGGUAACGGUGGACACAGACGAUGUUAUCGAUGUGGUCGCUGUGGAUUCGCUACAAGGCCACGGCAACCAUGGCGACCGCCCGCCAGAGCCUACCUCCGAGGUAGUGGUAGACGUUUUAGAAGUGGAGUCAGAAGCAGGGACGGGACAGCAGCAGGCGGCAGCCAUCGCCUCUGUCAAAGCCUCGGAGACGGGCCAGGAGACGAGGACCGGGGCGGCGUUGAUGGACGAAGACGAGGAGGUCGACGUCGAGGAAGAGGUCGACGUCGAAGAGGAGGUGGGCGUCAAGGAGGAGGAGGUGGGCGUCGAGGAGGUGGACGUCGAGGAGGAGGUGGGCGUCGAGGAUGAGGUGGGCGUCGAGGAGGAGGUGGGCGUCGAGGAGGUCGACGUCGAGGAGGAGGUGGGCGUCAAAGAGGAGCUCGACAAGGAGGUCGACGCCGAAGAGGAGGUCUGCGUCGACGAUGAGAUCGACGAGGAGGUCAACGUUAAUGAAGAGGUCGCCGUCGACGUCGGGGUGGAUUCAGAGGGCGGCUUUGAUCCGGCGGGGUCACCUGAAGUCGACAUCCUAGCGCCUCCCACCGGACCCGGCCUCACCGUGCACCACUACUCACCGGGGAAAGACGUAAGGGCGGUCUCCUCUAGGAAGCGUUUCACAGGAGCGGCACCUUCGCGCCGGGGUUCAGGGUUCAACCUGGGAUCCACGGGAAGUUGGGAGGAGGAGGAGGAGGUCGAUGAAGAGGUGGAGGUGGAUGUGGAUGACACUGGCGGUUGGAGCCCCAAGCCCCCUCCUGCGUUCAGCCUGGCCCGGAUGUUAAAGCCUGAGCUGAGGGAGGAAGAGGAAGAUGACGUUGAUGUGGUGGGAGGAGAGAUGGCCUGCAGUCAGUCCCAGGGCCUGUCGUCCUGUCCCCUGCCAUAUAGACAGCCAGCCAAACGCACAUAAACCUCAAACUGCAGCUACUGGUUGGGAAGAAAGAUCUCCCAGCAAAGUGGGAAAUCUGCGAUCUAACUAGAUUGACAUCGCUGUUUUUUCCGUUCUAAAUGUUAUUGCUGUGAUGUAAAAAGUAUUGUUGAGAAUAUACGUUAAUUAGUCUUUAAAAGCUCUGACGUUUCUGCCAAAAGCAAUGGACUCCCAAAGCACUUAACUUUAAAAAUGAAAACUGCAGCUUUAGUGUUAUUGUCCGUUCAAUUGUUUGAUUGCUACCAUUCUUUAAGUACUUUUAAGUUGAUUUUAUCAUAUGUGCUAAUUUGUGGUAGGUUAUUGUGUUUAACCCAUAGUGUCAUACAGACCAAACUUUAGAUCACUUCAAGUGAUCCCGUUGUUAAUUUUAUUUAGAUCCUUCAGUACCUCAGCAUAUUCUGGUAUUUAAAUCAGGGAUCACAUUAUUUUGUACACCCUAAACCAAAAUAAAAAUAAGAUGAUCCGCUGUCA
Gadus morhua (Atlantic cod) is the source of this 1650-nucleotide messenger RNA. RefSeq lists its product as uncharacterized. The record is from RefSeq and is a predicted model, not a curated record. The transcript has 3 exons. NCBI's taxonomy places the organism in Eukaryota, Metazoa, Chordata, Actinopteri, Gadiformes, Gadidae. Bases 1 to 1161 code for a protein of 386 amino acids.